Messenger RNA from Acanthoscelides obtectus, 901 nucleotides. NCBI's taxonomy places the organism in Eukaryota, Metazoa, Arthropoda, Insecta, Coleoptera, Chrysomelidae. The record is from the annotation of a GenBank genome assembly.
AUGGUUUUUUUUUGGUACAAAUUAAGAAGCAAAUUUAAUUCGUUUUGUAUUUGUUUUCAAUUUUUGAAUAAUCAGAUUUUACGUUUAAUUUUUGUGCGUCUUACAGUUUCAUUUUUUUUUCUUUUUGUAAUAAGUAUUUAUCAUUUUAUUGAAACUGAAAGACGGGUGGAAGGAGGGUGGGACUCGACUUGCAGCUACCUCCGCGCGAUCACUGUUUUAAUUAUUUCUGUUUAAUGAUGAUAAAUGUUGAAAAAUGUUGAUGUGAAUUCUACUUUGCAACCUGUUCAGAAGUAGAAAUUGUCACGCCACUAUGGACGAUCUCUCUACAAAGAAAUCAACAAUAUUCCUCGCAGUCCCUGUCCGCUGUAUUGAUAAUAAACUAUAGAUAAAGGAUAACUUUAAAAGCAAACUUUAAUGAAAACUAAAGGCAGUCAGGUAAUUUUUUUUUUCCAAAAACAAAAACGAAAUGCCACUUACUAGCAAUUUACUAUAUAAUCUUGCCAUUUCAGAUUCUUUCUACAGUAUAUUUAAAAUUGUAGAACACAUAACUAUAUAAAGCAAAACAGAGUCCACCUAAAUAAUAUGUACCCAUUAGUAGACUAUUACUAUGUACAACUACAAUACUACAAAAUUAUCACAUCAACAUAGUAAAAUCUGAUAAUCAAAAAUUUUUAUGCAUUUAAUAUCUUCACGCUGAUGUUAGAUCCUAAGCGAAUUAUACUUCGACGAUGAUAGAAAAAUGCCAUUCAAAAAUAUCAAUUGUUAUAAAACCUAAUAGACUUUACAAUGAAUACAUAUAUCAUUCUUAUUAUCACUUUUCCAAUUUUCUUAUAUUAAUUGUUAGCUGUAAAAUCUAAUAAAUUGUAAUUUUCAAAAUAAAUCAAUAUAUAAUUGAAUAUCA